CCGCAGUUCCCCUUCCACUGUAAAUGAUGAUCGGGCCAGAUCGGGCCCGCACAUCGGCUCGGGCCUUCUCGGGUGAUAAGUGACAUCCUGACACCCGCAUCUACGUGAAUUACCGCUUGGUUUACAUCCCGAAUUAAAUUAAAUGGGCAUUGAAUUGGGGUAACUGGCCCCAUAAGGCCCUCAAAUACUUCAGACGCCUUUUGUGAAACAAAAUUAAGGGGGGAUUGGAGGAACGAAAGGUGGACUUUAGCUGGAUGACGGGUGGUUUAGAGUGAACGGGGGACUUGUACAGAGGCAACAUUCCAACUGCCUGAAACUUAUAUUUGGAAUGUAAGAUCAAGAUGGUGGUGAUUGUGACGGAAAGACUGAGUUAUGUCAUGUAUCGUCAAUGGUCAUUGUCCUUCCUAAUUUGAUCCAGAUGAAAUAAUGGAAUGGAUAGUCCGUACCCCCUGCUCAUAUCCCCCGAUCGUACGAUCAACCACCAACUCCAGAAGCUCUCUCUGUAUUCGCCCUCAGCCUCCGACUCGAUCGACCUUGGCUACCACACCCUCGACAACAACCCUUGUAGAUCAUCCUCCUCCCCAUCGAUUCCGUCCCCCCGUCCUCACCAGCACAAGCGUUACCCCCUGCCAGUCCUCCAUGCAGGCCUCUGUGAACUGGAGGACAAGCUCCUCCUGAAGAUCUUCCACUGGUUGUCGACGCGAGACAGAUGCACCCUGGCACAGACCUGCAGACGUCUCUGGGAGAUAGCGUGGGAGCCGUCCCUCUGGCGAGAGGUAGAGAUUCGUUGUCCCCAAAAUGUCACAACCGCCCUGAGAACAAUCGCACGACGAGGCUGUCACUCGUCGAUUCGCAGGCUCAUCAUCGAGGGAUCCAUCGGCUUCACAGGCGCCUUCACCUUGCUUCCCUUUUCCAGUCUGACAUUCUUAGCCCUCCGCCACUCGCGGAAGCUCACUGACAUCAACGUCUCUACGAUUCUGGACAACUCCGUUCACCUGAAGGAGCUGGAUCUCACCGGCUGCGGGAGCAUAACACGCGCCUAUUGCCAUGUGGGACCAACGCAACUUCAAUCCCUAGACCUCAGUGACUGCCACAGCGUCGACGACUCGGGUCUCGUGAUGACCCUGUCGCAGAUGCCCCACCUGGGACUGCUCUACCUGAGGCGGUGUAUCAGGAUCACAGACGCCAGUCUUGUGUCCGUUGCCUCGUACUGCACCAAUCUCCGACAACUGUCUGUCUCCGAUUGCUGCAGAGUCACUGACUUCGGGGUGCGCGAGUUGGCUGCUAGGCUGGGACCCUCCUUGAGGUACUUCUCCGUGGGAAAGUGCGAUAGAGUCUCGGAUGCCGGGCUUCUGGUGGUGGCGAGACACUGCUACAAACUGAGGUACUUGAAUGCUCGGGGCUGCGAGGCACUCAGCGAUUCUGCCACCAUCGCUCUUGCCAGGGGAUGUCCGAGACUACGGGCGCUCGAUCUAGGCAAGUGCGAUGUCGGGGACCCCACCCUGGAGGCACUCUCAACCGGCUGCCCCAAUCUCAAGAAGCUCUCGCUCUGCGGCUGCGAGAGAGUCACCGACGCCGGGCUCGAGGCACUCGCGUACUAUAUUAGAGGCCUCAGGCAACUCAACAUCGGUGAGUGCCACAAGGUCACCAAGGUGGGAUACAGGGCUGUCAAGAGCUACUGCAGACGAUGUGUCAUUGAACACACCAAUCCCGGUUUCUCCAGCUGACGAGAUCCUGGGGCUUUUUUUAUUUUUUGAGAUUUUAUAUUUAUUAAUGAGGUGAUUUAACGAGGCGAGGAGGUACGGCUGGUCUAGAGGAGGGGCCUCAUGUUGCAUUGUGUUAAUUUAUUCAGGUUUUUGUCAUUCGGAGAUCUUGAACUGCUUUAUGGAUGUAUUUUUUAUUUUUUAUCGUUUUUUAUGUCAAAAUAAAUGAGUAUGAAAUUGGA
Messenger RNA from Diachasmimorpha longicaudata, 1945 nucleotides. RefSeq names its product F-box/LRR-repeat protein 7 (gene Fbxl7). The transcript is spliced from 2 exons. Bases 432 to 1727 code for a protein of 431 amino acids. NCBI's taxonomy places the organism in Eukaryota, Metazoa, Arthropoda, Insecta, Hymenoptera, Braconidae. The record is from RefSeq and is a predicted model, not a curated record. Gene Ontology annotation, molecular function: protein binding. Gene Ontology annotation, cellular component: cytoplasm.